Molecule: messenger RNA, 1247 nt
Organism: Camellia sinensis
Lineage: Eukaryota; Viridiplantae; Streptophyta; Magnoliopsida; Ericales; Theaceae
Source: RefSeq, a predicted model, not a curated record
GUGCUUGAUGGGUUGAGCUGCUCCACCACCACCAUAGAAAGACUUUGCUCUAUAUAAGAAUGAGUAAUUCAUUUACUCCUCCUCCAUCAUCAAACUACUAUCCAUCUUACUCUACUCUCCUUUUCAUAUCUCUCUGAAUCCUCCUACCUACAAGAAAACAAAGUGAGUUUGCUUAUGUUUCUUCUUCAUCAAUUUCUUAUGCUGUUUCUCUCGUCUUCUUCUUCUACUUCUGCACGCCACACCUGCCUUGAGGACCAGAGAUUUUCACUUCUCCAAUUUAAAAGAACAUUUACCAUAACUCAUUUUGCCUCUUUCUAUUGUUUUUCUGAUUCUCAUCCUAAAAUGGUGUUCUGGAAUGAGAGUACUGAUUGCUGCUCGUGGGAGGGGGUCACCUGCGACUGGUUGAAUGGUCAUGUGAUUGGACUUGACCUCAGUUGUAGCCAGCUUCAGGGCACCAUCCAAGACAACAGCACCCUCUUCCACAUUCGUCACCUUCAAAGCCUCAAUCUUGCUUUCAAUUACUUCAAUUUGUCUAGAAUUUCAUCCGAGUUUGGCUCAUUUGCGAGUUUGACCUAUCUCAACCUCUCUUACUCUGGUUUUGAAGGCCCAAUUCCUUCAAAAAUCUCCCAUCUAUCCAAAUUGAUUUCCCUUGAUCUCUCUCAUGUAAUUGAUGCUUAUUCUCGAGUGAGACGACUUGAACAACACACUUUCAAUAUGCUCCUUCGAAACCUAACCCAAUUAAGAGAACUACACCUUGAUGCGUUGAAUAUCUUUUCACCUUUACCUCAUGCUUUGCUAAAUCUAUCUUCUUUGACAUAUCUCAGUCUUGUUGAUUGUCAACUGUUUGGGAAAUUCUCAAAAAACAUUUUUCUCUUUCCAAACCUACGAGAGCUCAAUGUACAGGGAAAUGUGCUACUCACAGGUAAACUUCCAUACUUCAAUGUGACUAGUUCCCUUCAAUUUCUUGAUCUCUCUGACACAAGUUUUUCUGGCCAAUUGCCUGAAUCAAUCAGCAAUUUUAAAGCCUUGAAUAUUUUGUCCCUCGUUCAAUGCGACUUUACAAGAUCGAUUCCAGCCUCUUUUGGGAACCUUACACAAAUCACCAAGUUAGAUUUCUAGUCUAACAAUUUUAGCGGUCAAAUCCCCUCAUCAAUUUCAAACCUUGCAAAGCUUAAUAGCUUGUAUCUUUCCACAAACAAUUUGAACGGACAAAUACCGGAUUCCCUUGGCAACAUGAGCCAACUUAC